AUGUUCUUCGCAGAGUUGAGCUUUAGGUCUACGACCCUGGUACUCCUGAAGUCCCGUUUCUCGGCUAUUAAUCAAACUGGAGUUAUAUAUUAUUAUGAAAUUUGUAAAAUGAUGUGUAUCCGAGAUAUGUGGAGUAAAUUGGCGAUAGGACUAUCAAACCGCCAUUUUUUGCAACGUCUCCAUCCAAGCACAGACGGGGUCACGGGGACCCGAUCCUGGAAGGCGCACAACACCAAAAACACCCAAACUCUUCGUGAUCUCUUUCACGCCUUUCUGUCAAGUCAUCCGGUUGCCGUUCUUCUAUCCGAGAAAAUAAGCAGCGUAGCAACUAGAACACUGGGAAAUAGUCAUAAUGAAUCUGUAACAAGUGGCCAAUAUGACAUAUCCGACCUAAUCAAAAGUAAGAUGUGA
Opisthorchis viverrini is the source of this 411-nucleotide messenger RNA. RefSeq lists its product as hypothetical. Bases 1 to 411 code for a protein of 136 amino acids. The record is from RefSeq and is a predicted model, not a curated record. The transcript has 3 exons. Lineage: Eukaryota; Metazoa; Platyhelminthes; Trematoda; Opisthorchiida; Opisthorchiidae.